Molecule: messenger RNA, 3858 nt
Organism: Grammomys surdaster
Lineage: Eukaryota; Metazoa; Chordata; Mammalia; Rodentia; Muridae
Gene: Wbp1l
Product: WW domain binding protein 1 like
Exons: 4
Coding region: 93-1190 (365 amino acids)
Source: RefSeq, a predicted model, not a curated record
CAGGAAAAGAAGGGAAGAAGGAAGCAGAGGGAAGAAGAGAGGGAGGAGGAGGGGUGGCGGCGCCGUGGCGGAGGAGCAGGAGCAGGAGGGGGAUGGAGAGGAGAAGGCUCCUGGGUGGCAUGGCGCUCCUGCUCCUCCAGGCGCUGCCCAGCCCCCUGUCAGUAAGGGCUGAGCCCCCGCAGGAUAAGGAAGCCUGUGUGGGAACCAACAAUCAAAGCUACAUCUGUGACACAGGACACUGCUGUGGACAGUCACAGUGCUGCAACUACUACUAUGAACUCUGGUGGUUCUGGCUGGUAUGGACCAUCAUCAUCAUUCUGAGCUGCUGCUGCGUCUGCCACCACCGCCGAGCCAAGCACCGCCUUCAGGCCCAGCAGCGGCAACAUGAAAUCAACCUGAUCGCUUACCGGGAAGCCCACAAUUACUCAGCGUUGCCAUUUUACUUCAGGUUUUUGCCAAACUAUUUACUACCUCCUUAUGAGGAAGUGGUGAACCGACCUCCAACUCCUCCUCCACCGUACAGUGCCUUCCAGUUACAACAGCAGCAGCUGCUGCCUCCUCAGGGUGGCCCUGCAGGUGACAGUCCCCCAGGCACUGACCCACCCCAGGGCUCCCAGGGAGCACAGAGCAGUCCUUUGUCUGGACCGAGCAGAAGCAGCACAAGACCCCCAAGUGUCGCAGAUCCUCAGUCCCCUGAAGUGCCCACUGACCGGGAAGCCACCAAAGCCCCUGGAAUGGAGUCCAGUAGCUCCGUGGCCGGCCAUGGGGAGCUAGACCCAGGGGCCUUCCUGGACAGGGAUUCAGAGUGUAAGGAGGAGCUUCUGAAAGAUUCAAGUUCUGAGCAUGGCAGUGUACCCUCCGACAGCAAAGACAAGACACCCGGCAGGCAUCGCCGCUUCACAGGUGACUCGGGCAUUGAGGUGUGUGUGUGCAACCGGGGCCACCAUGAUGACGACCUCAAAGAGUUUAAUACACUCAUAGAUGAUGCUCUGGAUGGGCCCUUGGACUUCUGUGACAGUUGUCAUGUGCGGCCUCCUGCCGACGAAGAGGAAGGGCUCUGCCUGUCCUCUGAGGGACAGGCUCGGGAGCACGGCCACCCCCACCUGCCACGGCCGCCCGCGUGCCUGCUGCUGAACACCAUCAAUGAACAGGACUCCCCAAACUCGCAGUGCAGCAGCUCCCCCAGCUAGAGCAGGCCCUGCCUGCACCUAAGAGCUCGACGACAACCAGGGUGGGGACACCCACGAGAGAAGCAUUAAGUGACUUGUACACGUGGUCCAGCCACUUUGUCCUCUUUAUUUUUUUCCCCUCCUGUCCCACCUUGCCCACAUCUCCAGGUACAAAUUCAGGGUGUGGAUGCCUGCUGCCCCACAAAAGCACAGUGUUCUAGAAGACGGAGAAGCUGGUUCUGUGACUCAUUCCGCACCCCCUGUUCAGAGCUAUGUCUCAUCUGCCUGCUUGGCUGAGAAAUGUGUUUGGAAAGCCCCCUAGGACUGGGGCUGGACUGUGCCUGAGAUGGUUCUCAGUGGCGGGGUGGAUUUACAAGGGAACUGUGUCUCAGUCUGGGAGACAGUUUCUCUUGGCCCCAAGUGAAGAAGGAAACCCUCAGGGGCCUGGGGAGUGUCACCUAUGGCUGCCAGUGACUGCAGAGCUGGCACUGGUCUAAUUCUGGGGGAGGGAGAGAGCUAGUGGACAGGGUGGCGAGGGACUUGUUGAUCUGACAAGGCCCAGGUGGAAAGUGCACAUCUGCAUUGUAGAGGGAUCCUUCCCGGCAGGCUUUGGCCAGCGUCAGCCUGGUGUAGAUUAUAUCGAGCUCUCUGUGUUUUUCUUUGAAAACAAGUAACAGAGGCUAGCUGGAAACAAGAACCAGAUCAGUGGGCAGGCAGGAACUUUCUUCUGGACAAGGGGAUUCUGCUGUUCUCCCCCAGGCUGAGUUCCCAAGAAUCUGACUACUGUUGGGCCAGGAGGAGUUUGAACAGGCCUGGCAGCAGUAGCCGUGGGCCUUCUGUGAGUGGAGACCUGAGUCUGAAGGCUGGUAGAGAUAAUAGCCUCCUUCACUUCUGCCCCUUGUCCAUCCCACAGGUGAUCAGUGGCUCUCGCCAGUCCUGAACACAGUCUGCAGUCUCUGUCUCCCUGUCCUCUGUAAGCAGAGGGACUGAGGAAGUCGUGUGUUCAGGGCAAGGCAGCCUCACAGCCUAGCUCUCACACAGUAUUUCCUGUUGCGUUUGACUAAGCCUGUUGUUUGUGUACUUGUUUGUCUUAAACUGACCACUUAGAAGGAACACCUUGGUUACCUGUGGUUCUCGUGGCUGCUCUGCCUCUAGCCUGUUGGAGAAGUGUGACUCACUUUCCUGUACUGCCUGUGUAGAGUCACCUGGGAAGGAGGUGACAGCCGCCUGCCUCCAGCAGACCUCAGGGCCUGGUUCCUGUCGUCUGGCUCUGGAGACACAGCCUGAAGUCAAGAAAAAAGGAGCAGAGGAGCCGCGGAGAGGAGCAUUCCCCACCCAGCCCUGCCCAUGCAGAGUUCGGUUCCUCCCCUGCUCUUGAACGAUGAUGCGUAGACUUGGCACUGCCAUUACGGUGAGAAAGGAAAAAAAGGAAGGGACACCAAGUCCAUACGUCACACAGACUCACGCUGUCAGGUGAACACAGGUCUACAUUUGGAUGCCACAAACCAAAAUCCUUGUUGAACAAAAGUGAAGUCUACACAGUGAUAUUGGAUGGUGUGUGUGUGCGUGUGCGCGUGUGUGCGUGUGGUGUACUGUGGUGUGCGUGCUGUGGUAUGUGUGGUAUGUGGCCCCGAACCCUGUGUUCCUGUGAAGACACUUUGAAUGGCCCAUUCUGCUCACAUCCGCCACAUGCCUGGAGCACAUAGGCCCUCUCAAGGUAAUUUAUUUUACACAUUUACUGUUUACCGAACAACCGUCUGACUGUACUCGGGUGUACUCAGCAGACUUGUCGACGGCAUCGCCUGUGUUUGCCAGCGACACUGCCCUCUAGGGAGAGGCUUCUUCUUACUCAGCUCACUGCAAUUUGCACAUUGUUCUGCGGACGCUCACAGGCCUCCAUUCUGUUCCCUGUACGUGGAAACAUUCGGAACCAGCCCCCCUCCCUCUGCUGCUUUCAGACAGAAGCUCGAUUGAGUUUUGAGUUACAAACAUGGACUGGUUGUGACCCAGACAUCGGCCUGCCCAGGAUCACCAGGAGUCUCUGGCAGAGACCUCGGUGCCACAUAUACACCUCAUCCACCAAGGUCCAGAGAGGGCUGGUGCGUAGUCAGAGGGGCCCCGAGCUGCAAUUCUCCUUCACCUUUCCAGCUACUUUCUUGUUAAAAUCCCAGACACCUCAGUGAAGUGUCUCAGAGGAGAGUUAAGUUUUACUAUACCGAACCCCUCUUUAGUUAACUGAUGGUGAGGUGGGACCCUCUCGGUUUUCCUUCCCCUGGCAGAGUGAGGAGCUGGCCUGAGUGCUGACUAGCUUUACUGAGACACCCACCGUGAUGACCGAGCCACAAUCUGGCCCCUGCUGCUUUAGGCCACCCUGAUGCUCAGAGAGAGAGCACAGGAAAUAGUGACGUAGGGGCCAGGGAGACUUGACUUGAGUUGGGUUUCCAGGUAGGAGGGGUUAGGCAGAGGGCUUGGUGCUACGGUCAGAUUUGCAGCCACUAACACAUUCCUGUGUGAGGCCCACCACCGUCUGUCAGUUAUUGUGAAUAUGUGUAUUUUAAGCAAUAAGAUUCAGCUGCUCAGACCGCCCUGGGCAGUCUGGGUGACGAUAUCCUGUGCUGUGAUUGUCCGGAAGACAGAGUGGCUCCAACCACUGUGAGAAACCCCAAUAAAAUCAGUCUCAAGUGUUCUA